Messenger RNA from Carcharodon carcharias (great white shark), 2972 nucleotides. RefSeq names its product caspase 7, apoptosis-related cysteine peptidase (gene casp7). NCBI's taxonomy places the organism in Eukaryota, Metazoa, Chordata, Chondrichthyes, Lamniformes, Lamnidae. The record is from RefSeq and is a predicted model, not a curated record. Gene Ontology annotation, cellular component: cytoplasm. Bases 301 to 1338 code for a protein of 345 amino acids. Gene Ontology annotation, biological process: intracellular signal transduction; proteolysis; apoptotic process. The transcript has 8 exons.
AAAGUGUCCGUCAAAUGUGCGAGAUUCGGGAUUCCGCCACUAAAUGCUAGAAUUGGAGCCGAUCCUGAUCGUGCGCCUUUUUUGUUUUGCCAACAAUUUAAAAUAUGUACACAUGUUACCCAGAGCUCAAUCCUACAAUUUUACUGAAGUGAGUGCAGGGGGUGGAACUGGGCACUUGUACCCUUCAGCUUCAGGACCAAUCAUUUCCUCAGCUCUCGGCGUCGAAUACAAUUUGUGUUAAUUUCAGAAAGUUUCUUCCUGUUGUUCGUCUCUUCCGCUUCUAAUCGUUCAGGCCGAAGAAUGUCUGCAUCAUCCCUCUCCUUAGUGAAGACAGAGACAAAGUACUCAUUAAGAACCCUGCUCACAUCUUCAGCAUCAAUGCACAAGUUACCACAUAUGACUGAAAAGGAAGGUGGCUCCUCUGAUGUACCAGGAACAGAGGAAGAUGACACAGCAUUGGGAGAUACUGUUGAUGCAAGGCCAGACAGGUCAUCAAGAUUUCUAAAUUUCAACAAGAAAAAAACAAAAGAUGAACAAGGAAAGGAUCCUGAAAUAUCUGAUUGUCACACGCGGGUUGUUACACCCACAUUCUUGUAUGAUAUGAACUUCAAAAGAGUAGGAAAAUGCAUUAUUAUCAAUAAUAAGAAUUUUGAUGACAAAACAGACAUGAACGUGCGUAACGGCACUGACAUUGAUGCUGGGAAUCUGUUUACGUGUUUUAGCUCUUUGGGUUUCAACGUUGUUGUUUUAAAUGAUCAGACUUGUUCUCAAAUGGAGAAGAUACUGCAAGAUGUUUCUCAGGAAAAUCACACCAACAAUGCGUGUUUUGCAUGCAUCCUUUUAAGCCAUGGUGAUGAAGGCAUGAUCUAUGGCACAGACGGAGCAAUGCCUAUAAAGAGACUCACUUCUCUCUUUCGAGGGGAUAUGUGCAAGACGCUUGUGGGAAAACCAAAACUCUUUUUCAUUCAGGCUUGUAGAGGUUCAGAAUUUGAUCAAGGGAUACAGACUGAUUCAGGUCCUACUGGUGAUGUAGAAACAGAUGCAAAUCCUCGACACAAAAUCCCAGUAGAAGCUGACUUCUUGUACGCCUACUCCACUGUACCAGGCUACUACUCAUGGAGGAAUCCAGGCAAGGGUUCUUGGUUUGCACAGGCCCUGUGCAAUGCCUUCAAAGAAUAUGGUAAAGAAUUUGAGAUAAUGCAGAUCCUAACCAGAGUCAACUACAUGGUGGCCAUGCACUUUGAGUCUUGGUCCGAAGAUCCACGAUUCAGCGAGAAGAAGCAGAUACCCUGCAUUGUCUCCAUGCUGACUAAAGAACUUUACUUUAAAAAGAAAUAAAGCACAACAUCUUGGUUUACAUUUCAGGGAAGUUUUGAAUUGUAAGGCUUAAGUUGCUCUUUAGGUCAGACUUUCGAGUGGAGGUUUAGAGUUGAGCUGAAGCAAAGUGCAGAAUUCAGGAAAACCAUUUGCUAUCUCUGUAAUUGAUCAUCUUGUGUUUCAUACUCUGGAGCAUAAAAAAGGUAAUGAACUGUCUGCUCUGAUAUUGUCUGGAUCAGUUCACAAUGCAGCUUAUAAAUGGCUACACUGUAAAAUUGCAAAAUGCAAAGUAUGAUUGAUAUGGAUUUGUCUCAGUUGUUAUGAUUUCUUGUUUUAAGGUAUAAUUUACAACGCUUGUUUUUACAACCUUGGCUGUGUGAAUUUCAGUACGGUUUGCAUCAUGAACUAUGAAUUUUAAACUUGAAAAAAAAUGUUAAUCAAAUAUAUUUGAUUUAUGUUUCUCAAUCAACUUUUGGGAUGGGGUCUUUUUUUUUUAAAUCCUUCAUAUACCUUUCUAAUGUGCACCAAUUUUUAGCAAAUGCAAUUUUUUUCAGUUCCUUUCUUCUUAUCAAGAAAAUCCAUUCUCUACAAUAAGCAAAGAAUGCAGUAUCUCAUACACUAUUUAUGUAAGCAAAGUUGAUGUCUUUUUUAAACUUAUUUUAUCAAACUCUUGUACUUGGGGCUGAUUGCAUGACUUAUGAGAAACAAAACUUUUUUUUUAAGCCUACUUUUCACUGACUUUGAACCCUUUUUAAUGGAUUUUCCUGUGUUUUACAACAUGUUGAUGAAUAUCAAGCAUGCAUUGGAAUUUGGAACCUAAUUUUAACAAAAUUUAAUCUAUCGUUCUUUGAACUGUUGAUUUUCUAAUGGACAAGGAAUACAUGUACACGUUGGUGUCCUGUGUGGCACUGUCUUCUUGGUGAACACCAAAACAGACUGACUAACUGCUCUUUUAUCUCAUGGCUGCUUGUUGGACAUCGCCAGUGCAAACAUCCAAAUUAUUUGCUCACAUAGCAACAGUCUAUUCACUGCAAAAAAAAAUUUAAUUAAUUGUGUGAAGAGUUUUGAGUCAUUUGAUAAGGAAGCAAAAAUAAUAGCUAGGAAACAUGUGACAGGAAAGAAAUAAUUUAUCAGGUUAAUGGUAACCAAUACCUAUGAAUGACAGGGCUAGAUUUCCGAGCUGUACAUAUUUAAUGCUCAGAAUAACUAAGUCUGUAAUCAUGAUCUUAAAAUUGUGCACUUGACCUGAUCACUUUAAAUUCAAUGAAUAACUUCAGUCUGCCAGAUCAAAGCAACGAGUGCUGCUGUUGUAUCAGACCUGAUGGCCACAAUCUGAGUAUACAGCUGCUAAUGCUCAGCCAUAAUCUUGCUUGGAAAUCUCAUUAGGGGAGCUCAGUGUUCCAUCUCAUUAGUGAGCGAAUGGCGAUAUUAUAAAAACUUAAAUAAUGGCUGCGUAUUUUCAAGUUCACUGGUGGGUCUGGCACUGAUAUUUUUCUCCUGCACCAGAAGUAGCUUGUAUUGUUAGAUUAAACAGAAGUAUUAGCCAUCCACUGAAUUUGGAGCUAUGUGAUUUGCAUUUGUCACUGUUUGCCUUGUUCCUUUGAAAAAAAAGCUGUAUCAUUGUUUAUUUUUAAUUACAGGCUAGCAGAAAGAUG